Tinamus guttatus (white-throated tinamou) is the source of this 1096-nucleotide messenger RNA. NCBI's taxonomy places the organism in Eukaryota, Metazoa, Chordata, Aves, Tinamiformes, Tinamidae. The record is from RefSeq and is a predicted model, not a curated record.
UCUAGGCAGAAAGACAGAAUGAGAUUGUGAAACUUGUUUGGAAAGUGACUGAGGCCAAGAAGGAGUCCUGGUAUAUGUCGCAGGGAAAACAUGCAGAAGCAAGAGAGCUAAUGUAUUCAGGGGCUUUGCUGUUCUUCAGUCAUAACCAGCAAAAUAGCGCUGCUGAUCUGUCCAUGCUGGUUUUGGAGUCUUUGGAGAAAUCAGAUGCAAAAGUAACAGAUGACCUUUUAGAAAACUUGGCUAAAUUAUUUAGUUUAAUGGAUCCAAAUUCUCCUGAGAGAGUGGCUUUCGUAUCCAGAGCGUUGAAAUGGUCGAGUGGAGGAUCAGGAAAACUUGGUCAUCCAAAACUACACCAGUUACUAGCAAUUACCUUGUGGAAAGAGCAAAACUAUAGUGAAUCUCGGUAUCACUUCUUGCACUCCACAGAUGGCGAAGGGUGUGCAAAUAUGCUAGUGGAGUACUCCUCGUCGAGGGGCUACCGCAGCGAGGUGGACAUGUUUGUGGCACAGGCCGUCCUGCAAUUUCUCUGCUUAAAAAAUAAGACCAGCGCCUCAGUUGUUUUUACGACAUACACACAGAAACAUCCGUCGAUAGAAAAGGGUCCGCCCUUUGUUCAACCACUGCUAAACUUCAUCUGGUUUCUGUUGUUGGCCGUUGACGGGGGAAAACUAACAGUAUUUACAGUAUUGUGUGAACAGUAUCAACCUUCACUGAAAAGAGAUCCCAUGUAUAAUGAGUACCUAGACAGAAUAGGACAGCUUUUCUUCGGAGUGCCGCCCAAGCAGACAUCGUCCUAUGGAGGGCUACUAGGAAAUCUUUUAAACAGUCUGAUGGGAACUGGAGAAGACGAUGACGCAGAGGACGGUCAGGAAGAUAGCAGCCCUAUCGAACUUGACUGAGUAUUUUUGUCCCCGGGUGCUGUGUAAAUCUGAUGAUUCGAUGACUCCAAAGACAGUUUUGGAAUUUGAAUCCUGCAGUUGUUUCUUGGCGCCUAAAAGGGCUCCUCCGGUCUUUUAGAAAUGGUUGCUGAAAUGUUUAUAAUGUUCGGUCUAUAUUAUUUAUGUAAAAAAAAAUAAAAAAAAAAGAAGGAAACCAA